Molecule: messenger RNA, 531 nt
Organism: Brassica rapa (field mustard)
Lineage: Eukaryota; Viridiplantae; Streptophyta; Magnoliopsida; Brassicales; Brassicaceae
Product: histone H4
Cellular component (GO): nucleosome
Molecular function (GO): DNA binding; protein heterodimerization activity; structural constituent of chromatin
Source: RefSeq, a predicted model, not a curated record
AACCCUCAAAUCAUCUAAAUUUUCCUAGAAAGUUCAAAAAAAUGUCAGGAAGAGGAAAAGGAGGAAAGGGAUUGGGAAAAGGAGGAGCGAAGAGGCACAGGAAAGUUCUCAGAGACAACAUCCAAGGGAUCACGAAACCUGCGAUUAGGCGACUCGCUCGCAGAGGAGGCGUGAAGCGGAUCAGCGGCUUGAUCUACGAAGAGACGAGAGGAGUUUUGAAGAUCUUUCUCGAGAAUGUGAUCAGAGACGCCGUGACUUACACUGAGCACGCGAGGAGGAAGACGGUUACGGCGAUGGAUGUUGUUUACGCUCUGAAGAGGCAAGGUCGCACUCUCUACGGAUUCGGUGGUUAAAAUCGGUUAUUUUCGGUUUGGUUUAUGGGUGGUGCUGUUGCUGCUGAUUAAGUCGGUUCUUUCGGUUUACUUUUUUGUUGGUUCGUUUCUUGGUUUGUGAUUAGCGUUUGGGUAAUUGCAAUAUUGUAUUAAAUUUAUCUUUUGGUAUAAUGAAAGUUCGAUUACUAAUUUUCAAGUU